Racocetra persica is the source of this 122-nucleotide messenger RNA. The record is from the annotation of a GenBank genome assembly. Lineage: Eukaryota; Fungi; Glomeromycota; Glomeromycetes; Diversisporales; Gigasporaceae.
GAUCCUGCUUUAAUCCAGACCAACCGACCGAAAAGAGCCAAGGAAAUCCUGAACAAUUAAGAUCUAAAAAGAGCAGAAGGAAGCUUAGGAAAGGUUCAGAGACUCAUCAUAGUUUUACUUAG